AUGGCUUCUUCUACCUCCAUGUCGGUGGUGGCGGUGGCUCUACUGGUACUGGCGGCGGCACAGCCAGCGCGUGCCCAUCCGCCGUGCUUCUCGCGGCUGUUCAACUUCGGGGACUCCCUGUCGGACACGGGCAACUACCGCUUCAUCUUCCCGAACGACACCAGCGAGCCCGUGCUUCCCUACGGCGAGACCUUCUUCAACCGCUCCACCGGCCGCUUCUCCAAUGGCCGCCUCAUCCUCGACUUCAUCGCGGAAGCACUGGAGCUGCCGUUCGUGCGGCCGUACUGGAGCGGGCAGAGCGCCAAGGACUUCGCGCGCGGUGCCAACUUCGCCGUCGGCGGCGCCACGGCGCUCAGCCCGGAAUUCUUCGUGGAGAAUGAGGCGCCCCUGCCUAAUCCUAACACGGUGCACCUCGACGAGGAGAUUGAUUGGUUCCGCGACCUGCUCAGGUUGCUCUGCCCACGCAAUUUAGCCGGUCGUUGCACCAACAUGAUGAAUAAAUCUCUCUUCUUGGUUGGUGAAAUUGGGGGCAAUGAUUACAACCUACCUUUUUUUACUGAGGUGUCCUUUGAGAAGAUUCGCACCUUCACCCCAAGUGUUGUUGCCAAAAUUUCUUCUACAAUCAAGAAAUUGAUUGAUCUGGGUGCCAAAACGUUGCUAGUUCCUGGCAACCUUCCAAUUGGCUGCGUCCCAGCCUACCUCAUGAAAUUCAAGAGUGACAAUGAAGAAGAUUAUGAGCGAGAGACUGGUUGUAUCCGCUGGAUGAACGAGUUCUCGCAAUAUCACAACGAACUUCUAGUGGAUGAGUUGGAAAAGUUGCGGAAGCUUCAUCCAGGUGUGGCGAUCAUCUACGCUGAUUACUAUGGAGCUGCUAUGGAGGUUUUUGUUUCUCCCGAGAAAUUUGGUAUCGAGCAUCCUUUCGUGGCUUGCUGUGAUGGAGUGUCCACAGCCUCCAGCUGUGGUUACGGAGAGUACACGGUUUGUGAUGAUCCACAGAAGUACGGAUCAUGGGAUGGCUUUCAUCCAUCGGAAGUUGUAUACGAAGCAAUUGCGAAUGGCCUGCUAAGAGGUCCAUACACCCAGCCUACGAUUGCCGCCACCACCAAUUCAUGUCCCGACCUUGUAUCUUCUGUUGAAUACAAGGUCCUCUCGGACAUGUAACUAUGGUAGACUAUUAUGCAUUCUGUAAAUUUGCCUUAUUUUUUU
Molecule: messenger RNA, 1206 nt
Organism: Lolium rigidum
Lineage: Eukaryota; Viridiplantae; Streptophyta; Magnoliopsida; Poales; Poaceae
Product: sinapine esterase-like
Exons: 5
Coding region: 1-1161 (386 amino acids)
Molecular function (GO): hydrolase activity, acting on ester bonds
Source: RefSeq, a predicted model, not a curated record